AUGUGUGGACAACAUGGGGACAUCUUCUACCGCCAGACCACCGACCUGGUGCUGUUGGAGGACAUCAGCCAGGACAUCAGCCAGUACUUCCCCAAAAGCCCCUUCCCCAUGGUGGCCACUUGGGACCCCAUGGCCUACUAUGGCUCCACCUCUGAAAAGGGCAACACCUUCCAGGCUGUGCUGACCACUGACUCCAAGAUGUUUUAUACCAUCCUCAGCUACUGGGACAUCCAGUGGACCACAGGGGCAGCAAGUAAUGGGGAUGCUGAAACGGGACUUGGGGGGACCCCAGCACAUGCAGGAUUCAAUAGUGGUGAUGACACCAACUUCUACAACAUUCCCGGAUCCCAAACCAAUGCCAUCAUCAACAUCACCACGUCCUCCAAUGUCAAGGUCCCGGGACGCUGGGUCUUUCAGGUGGAUGACUUCCAGGUGACAGGUGAAUUGAGGGGAGUUCUGCAGAGGGAAAUCACCACUGCCAUUCUUAUCACCAGUGAAGUCACUGUACAGGUCAAGAUCAUGCCAACCUCUAUCAGAGCAAUAAAAUUGCAGCUAAGACACUGUAGUGUCCAUGUCCUUGUCAUUGUCAUGGCACCCAUGAAUCACAGGAUCUCAUUGAGGCUGGAGGAGAACUCCAAGAUUCUCAAAUCCAACCUUUAA
Pseudopodoces humilis (Tibetan ground-tit) is the source of this 660-nucleotide messenger RNA. The record is from RefSeq and is a predicted model, not a curated record. NCBI's taxonomy places the organism in Eukaryota, Metazoa, Chordata, Aves, Passeriformes, Paridae.